Messenger RNA from Corylus avellana, 1106 nucleotides. RefSeq names its product putative histone H2B.1. NCBI's taxonomy places the organism in Eukaryota, Viridiplantae, Streptophyta, Magnoliopsida, Fagales, Betulaceae. Gene Ontology annotation, molecular function: protein heterodimerization activity; DNA binding; structural constituent of chromatin. The record is from RefSeq and is a predicted model, not a curated record. Gene Ontology annotation, cellular component: nucleosome.
CUCAUCGCACAUUUCUCAACCAAUUCUCUCUCUGACCCUGUGUGUGUUUUUUUCACGAGAAAAAAGAGAAAUUUCCAAUGGCCCCCAAAGCCGAGAAGAAGCCAGCGGAGAAAAAACCGGCCGAGGAGAAGAAGUCCGCGGUAGCGGAAAAGGCUCCGGCCGAGAAGAAGCCAAAGGCUGGGAAGAAGCUGCCGAAGGAAGGCGGAGCUGGCGCGACAGACAAGAAGAAGAAGAGGACGAAGAAGAGCGUGGAGACGUACAAGAUCUACAUCUUUAAGGUGCUCAAGCAGGUGCACCCUGACAUUGGGAUCUCCAGCAAGGCCAUGGGCAUCAUGAACAGCUUCAUCAACGACAUAUUCGAGAAGCUCGCCCAGGAGGCCGCCAGACUCGCUCGCUACAACAAGAAGCCUACCAUCACCUCUCGGGAGAUCCAGACCGCCGUUCGUCUCGUGCUGCCCGGUGAGUUGGCCAAGCACGCCGUCUCUGAGGGGACCAAGGCGGUCACCAAGUUUACUACCGAGAAGAAGCCAGCGGAGAAAAAACCGGCCGAGGAGAAGAAGUCCGCGGUAGCGGAAAAGGCUCCGGCCGAGAAGAAGCCAAAGGCCGGGAAGAAGCUGCCGAAGGAAGGCGGAGCUGGCGCGACAGAAAAGAAGAAGAAGAGGACGAAGAAGAGCGUGGAGACGUACAAGAUCUACAUCUUCAAGGUGCUCAAGCAGGUGCACCCUGACAUUGGGAUCUCCAGCAAGGCUAUGGGCAUCAUGAACAGCUUCAUCAACGACAUCUUCGAGAAGCUUGCCCAGGAAUCCUCCAGGCUUGCCCGCUACAACAAGAAGCCUACCAUCACCUCUCGGGAGAUCCAGACCGCCGUGCGUCUCGUGCUGCCCGGUGAGUUGGCCAAGCACGCCGUCUCUGAGGGGACAAAGGCGGUCACCAAGUUUACCAGCUCUUGAAUUGUACGCCUGCCGGUACUAGCGUUUGUGAAAUUGGGGAAAAUUUUAGGGUUAGGGUUUCUUAUUAAUUUUUAAUCGGUUUCCCUUUUUAGUAUGUGUUUUAGCUGAUGUAAGUACUGAUAUGCUUUAAGAUUGAAUGAAAGUGUUUUUACCCAA